UAUUCUGGAGAUAAAGGUCGGAGUUUAUUUGCAUUAAUAAAUAUGUACCAUAUCUAUUCCAGUUAGUGCCGACGAAGUCUUUCUUCUAACACGCACAAUGAUGCCACAAUCUAUAUUUAACUCCCACAUGGCAGGCAUUUCUCACCAGCUGUUGACUUGCCACAUGUUGCAUUUGAUGGCAAAUAAGCUUAGAAACUAGCUAGUAAUAUCGUAAGUGUAAAAGAUUGCUUUUAUAUGUGUGUUAACAAAGUGAUAGAAAAUUUGAUACAAGAUAUCCUAUAAAAUUAUACUUUCAUUUCAAAUUCAGCUCGUCAAUUAAGUGAAGACCAGUAACUUGAGUAAGUGUGUUUGUGGUGGACAGGUGCGUGAAAAGUUGCAUAUUAUUUGUUUAACUUUCACAGUAUUUGUGUCAGAACUUUCCGUGAAGUUUUGUGAACCAUGUCAAACUCAAAACGUAGUUGCCAUGACAUUGUUACCAAUGGGGAGUUAAAACAAGAAUUAUCAGAUAAACUAGUAAAUGUACCAGGUGAUGUAACUGUGUUAUGCUGUCUCAGGUUGAAUACUUUUUCUAAAACUGUGCAGUUUUGUAUUUGCACUCUUGGGAUUUUUAUAUUUUACUUGGCUUACGGUUUUUUCCAGGAGCUAAUAUUUCGCUUAGAUGGAUUUAAACCUUAUGGUAUGUACUUGACCUUGAUCCAGUUUGUUUUUUAUUCUGUGUUUUCAACAAGUGAGCGAUACAUUAAAGGUGACCAACAGAGAAGGAUUCCUUGGAAGACAUAUGUCUUAUUGGGACUUCUAACUGUGGGUACAAUGGGUCUGUCAAAUUCAUCAGUUGGAUAUCUCAACUAUCCUACUCAAGUUGUCUUUAAAUGUUGUAAACUUAUACCAGUUCUAGUGGGGGGCAUCAUAAUACAAGGAAAGAAGCAUGGAUUGCUUGAUUUUGUAGCAGCAGGAUGUAUGAGCCUGGGUCUGACCUCAUUCACUUUAACAGACAGUCAGGUGUCCCCAAAUUUCAACAUCAAGGGGGUUCUUCUGAUUUCUUCAGCUUUAGUAACAGAUGCAAUCAUUGGUAAUGUGCAAGAAAAAUCCAUGAAGGUGCAUGCAGCCAGUAAUAUGGAAGUUGUUUUUUACUCAUACACUAUUGGCCUAGCUUACAUCUUUAUUAUUUUGAUAGUGCUGGGUCAGCUUGGUCCUGCUUUUUUAUUUUGUGCACAGCAUCCUAUGGAAACCUAUGGUUAUGGCUUUAUGUUUUCUCUGGCCGGGUUUUGUGGAGUUCAGCUCGUCCUAGCCCUUAUUAGAACUUUUGGUGCCUUUGUUGCUGUGACAGUCACAACUUGUCGGAAAGCUGUCACCAUUAUUCUUUCAUUUAUCAUCUUUUCAAAACCAUUUGACUACCAAUAUCUGUGGUCGGGGUUAAUUAUCCUUCUAGGAAUCUACUUGAAUUUUCAUAGUAAACAGAAACACAACUGGAAUUUUCAUCAACAUAAAAUCUUCCUUCUCUUUGGACAAGUUCUUGGAUUUAACAAAAAAUAUCAUUUGAUUGAUCAGGAAUUGAACUCUGUUUGAACUUCUAGGUUUUAGUUUUUAAUGCAACAACUUUCAGCACAUGUUGCACUGAAAUUGAUAUUUUUUCUCUAUGAAGUUCUACUAAAAGAGGAGUUUUUAAUAAUCUGGAACUAAUAUUGUUACACGUUGUUUUUUUUUUUUUCAGCUAGGCCUUUGGGUGGGGAGUAACACUUGGCAUUAACAACCUAAACUAGGUCAGAACAGGUAUCUUGCUAAAAAAGUAACUAAAAUGGGUUUAAUUGUUGUAAAUUUUAAUGUGUUUUAUAUUAUCAAUGGAUAAUAUUACAGUACUUUAGAAUAAUUAGUGUUACGGAUAAGAUGCUCACAUUGUUAUCAUGAGAUGACUCUUUAACUCUGUUUCAGAGUUUGAUUUCAUUAUAGCAUUAUAUAUUUAUCUAGUCAUUGUUAUUUAGAAAUAAAUCGUAAGUUAAUAGAAACCCUAUUUUUAUUUAUGAAAUUUUGUUUAUAUGUUUCUUCCUUAGAAUGAAAAUGGUCUGUUAGUGAUUAUCAUUCUAUUAAAAAAUAGUUAAAUAUUCUGUGUCAACAUUCUACCAGAAGUUAUAUCAUUAAAAAGCACGGAUUUAUAGUAAUUCGUUUUCUGCAAGUAGUUUAUUAUGUGUUACCAAUCAUGUACCCAUUUUCUGUUAAUAAGUGUGAAGAGGUAGUUACCAUUGUUGUAGUAAUAUCUGCCAGUAAUCAUGACAUUACCUGUUAAAAAAAGUAUGAACUGGUAGCAUCAUUGUAUUGACUGAUAGUAAUUAACAAUCAAAUUUCAUACAAAAAAUUAUAUGACACAGUUAUUGUUUAAGAGGUUUUUUUUGAUGUGUUAUACAUGGAACAUUGCCAUUCAGUGAAUGCAGCAUUAAAAAAAUUCCAUUCCUAGUUAAAGUCAUUAAAUUUUAAUUUUUGCUGUUGCGCUUCAGAAGCAGAUUACAAAAUGUUAUGAGACAUUUGCUGUUGAAG
Messenger RNA from Limulus polyphemus (Atlantic horseshoe crab), 2529 nucleotides. It is a transcript of the gene Papst2, whose product is annotated as adenosine 3'-phospho 5'-phosphosulfate transporter 2-like. Gene Ontology annotation, cellular component: Golgi membrane; endoplasmic reticulum membrane. Gene Ontology annotation, biological process: transmembrane transport. Gene Ontology annotation, molecular function: 3'-phosphoadenosine 5'-phosphosulfate transmembrane transporter activity. The transcript is spliced from 8 exons. The record is from RefSeq and is a predicted model, not a curated record. The coding region runs from base 439 to 1566 and encodes 375 amino acids. Lineage: Eukaryota; Metazoa; Arthropoda; Merostomata; Xiphosura; Limulidae.